GUAAACACAUCCCUAACCUAAUUAUCUGAAACGUCAACUUGAGCACCUACAAAAUAAUUGGGCGUAGAUUAAUAUCAAGAAUUAAAAGUUAUGUGAAUAACUCUAGAACUCUUCAUAUUUUCCUUUUCUAAAUAUGACUUCUAUAAGUCGAAUUCUGCAAAAAGAAGUAUUUCAGUCCAAUGAGGAAAGACUUAUUACCUGCUGUAAUGUUGGGAAAUACUUAAAAAAAAAGAAAUCAUCUUUCCUCUGCAUUGUUAGCAGUACUACCGUUCCGGUAAACAUAUCAAUAGUUCAGCUAAAGCAAACUGAUAAGCACAGUUUCAAACGUAAAAGAACAUGGACUUUGGCCGAACUCAAGUCGAUUGAUGGUCACAAUGAUUCACCAGAGACUCAGGAGUUCGAUAUGUAUUUUGAUAAAGUUUAUAGAUGGACUGCUUCAGACACUAGGGAGAGGCAGUCUUUCAUUUACAACUUAUGGAGGCAGGCUAAAAAACAUAUCCUGAAAGAAAUGCCUACAUUUAAAAAUGUACCUAUAUCAUGGGUAUCUGAAUAUGCAAUGACCCCUGAGAAUAAAUUCGAAAACUCUGAUUUAAUGGAAAUGGAAAAUGACAAUGACGAUGAUUUUCAGGCUAUUACAGAGAAGGAGCAGGAGGAUCUAAUGAAUUUAAUGCAAGAAUGUAAGUUUACCAUUGGAAAUGCAGAGUCCUUCAUGGAACUUUUGAAAAAAGAAUUAUCAAUGUUAGAUGAAAAGAAUGUCCAAUGUGUUCUUGCAUCAGAAAAACAGGUCGAAGAAUUAAUGAAGAAUUUGAAUGAGGCUAUCGAAGAAGCAGAAAGGCUUGAGUCUCUUCUAGAUUCAUAUGAUGAAAUUCUUUGUCAUGUUAAGGAAACUAUGGAGAAAAUGGAAAAGAAAAAUUCUAUGAUAUCUAUUGCUAAUAAAAAUAAUCUAUUGCUCUUAGAGGAAUUGGAAAAAAUAGUGACUCGGCUCAAUCUCUCUCAUAAACAUCAGAAAAUAUUGGAGGAGUCGGAUUUUACCACUCCUGAGGGUAUGAAAAGUGCAAUUGAAGCUGGUAAUGCUUUGAAAGAUGCUAUGAACUCCGAUAUUGAUAAAGCAUUACUGCAAAUGAGUGCUGUCCAAGAACAGAGGAGGCGUUUCGAGAAAUACAAGGAAAUGUUUGCUAGAAGUAUUUCUAGACAACUGAAUAACUUAUUUAUCCAUUAUGGAAACUAUAAGGGGAAACUGGAUGGUAUUUCUAUGCCCUUGCAUAAUAACAUCCAUAUUGACUUGGGUUCUUACACUGAGUUGAUGCAUUGGUUGAAAGUAAUGGAUCAAAAGUCCUAUAGACAGUUGAAAAAUGUAUAUACAGAUUCGUUUGGGAAACUGUACGAGUUGAAUUUGAAGAGUUUAUUUGAGAGUGCUAGAGAUAAAAUUGGAAUUUCAACAACUUUGGCUUCCCCUACAUCAUUGUUAGGUCAUGAUAGGGACACCUGGACUUUAGAAAUAUCAACAAGUGACAGGAAAAAAUAUGAUGACAUAUUAGAUCAAGUGUUGACCCAGUUGGAACCAGUGUGUCUACAAGAACAAAUGUUUUGUGUAAAUUUUUUUCAGUUGGACGUCCUGAGUCCAAGCUCAAAAAAUACUCUCACCACUUUGGAUGGAACUGAGACGCAAGUGGAAACAAUACCUCAAAGAAAAGUCGAUAAGCAAAUAAAUGAAGAUGUUAGGAAUAUGAUGACUAAUUUAUUUUCCUGUCUGAAAACUGAGCUGGAUAAUCUAAUUGAUAACAUAAAGAGACAGGAUAGUUUUUACUGUAUGUAUGUCCUGGUGAGAUUGAACGAUCAUGUUAUGACAGCUAAGAGUACCUUUCUUAGCAAUACAAUUGGUUCUCUGCUGAUUGAGAUCAAAAGAUCCCUCGACCAAUUUAUGCAGAAUCAAAUAGAAUCGAUUGUUGAGUAUAAGCCUCAGAGGAAAGCGAAAUGUGGCAUAUUAGCCUAUGUGUCGAAUUUAGAAGAGUUUGCAACACAUGCUGACUGUUUAUUGAAGAGCGGAAGGAGGGCCGAUUUAGAAAAAUGGUAUACUAGGCUGGUAGAUACAAUGCUUGAGUAUAUAUCUGUUCAUGCUAAUGAGCAUAACAAGACACCACCUCAAGUUGUUAAGAUGGAAAACUACCACCAUUUAUAUUCCUUAUUAUCCCAACUGAAAAUAUCAGUUCUGGAUUCCCAGAGGAAGGAAGCUAAACAAAAAUAUAAUGAUGCUUUACAGGCUUAUGUAACAUUAUAUUUCGGAAGGCCUCUUGAAAAACUCAAUAAUUUUUUCGAAGGGGUUCAAGCAAGGGUAGCAAGUGGUGUCAAAAUGUCUGAGGUUAGUUACCAACUAGCUUUUAACAAACAAGAAUUGAGAAAAGUCAUUCAGCAAUAUCCUGGAAGCACGGUUAAGAAAGGUUUAGAAGCUUUAUAUAAAAAAGUUGAGAAGCACCUUUCAGAAGAGGAGAAUUUACUUCAAGUCGUUUGGAGAGCUAUGCAAGAAGAAUUUAUUAGACAAUAUAAAAUGUUAGAAGAUCUUAUACAACAAUGUUAUCCUGGUUCUUUAAUAAAUCUAGAAUUCACAAUCGAGGAUAUUUUGCGAUUUUUCUCCGAUAUCGCGAGGUCUCAUUAAAAAAAACAACCACCAAAGUGAUUGUCUGCUAUAUAUAAGUUUAUAUGUUAUGUUAAAAAUUUGUUACUACCAAUAAUGAAAAUCUUAAAACAA
Messenger RNA from Coccinella septempunctata (seven-spotted ladybird), 2746 nucleotides. It is a transcript of the gene Sec3, whose product is annotated as exocyst complex component 1. Gene Ontology annotation, molecular function: phosphatidylinositol-4,5-bisphosphate binding. The record is from RefSeq and is a predicted model, not a curated record. The transcript is spliced from 9 exons. NCBI's taxonomy places the organism in Eukaryota, Metazoa, Arthropoda, Insecta, Coleoptera, Coccinellidae. The coding region runs from base 134 to 2653 and encodes 839 amino acids. Gene Ontology annotation, biological process: Golgi to plasma membrane transport; exocytosis. Gene Ontology annotation, cellular component: plasma membrane; exocyst.